AUGUCACAGAAGAAGGACACCGAGUGUUGCCCACCCUCCGCGCCGCCACCCAAGGUGCCGAACCCGGUCGCGGCUACAGGCUCGUACCGUCCCACGGGCAAGUUUGAGUCGGUCGGCGACUUCAAGGAAGUGUACACCACCGGCCCCGACGAUGCGGAACACGCUCUUAUCGUCAUCUACGACAUCUUUGGGUUCUGGGAGACGACGCUGCGGGGUUCUGACCUCCUCGCGUCGCACCUCCUUCUCGUGAACCCGCACAAGAUCUACAUGCCGGACGUGUUCCAUGGCAAGCCCUUCCCGCCUGAGAAGGAUGGAGACAAGGACACGCUGAACACGUUCUUCUCCGGCACAGCCAAGCUCGAUGACCGUCUCCCCGAAGUCGUCAAGUUCGCCGAGGACCUGAAGAAGAAGUACAAGACGGUCUCGAUUCUGGGAUACUGCUGGGGCGGCAAGCUGACCCUUCUCGCGCUCGCCGACGCCAACGGCCCCUUCACGGCCGGCGCGGCGGUGCACCCGGCCAUGAUCGCGAACAGCGACGGCGACAACCUCGCCAAGCCCCUCGGCUUCUACCCCUCUAAGGGUGAGCCGAGCGACGUCGUGCAGCACAUUGCGCACGCGAUGCUCCAGAAGCCCUUCCAUGAGAAGUGCGACUUCCACCUGUACAACACGGUGCAUCACGGCUGGGCUGCCGCGCGCGCCAACCUCGACGACCCGGAGAACAGCAAACAGUUCGACGACGUGUACCAGCGCGUCGCAGACUACCUUGCGCUCGUCGAUAAGUAG
Messenger RNA from Trichosporon asahii var. asahii CBS 2479, 783 nucleotides. RefSeq lists its product as uncharacterized. Lineage: Eukaryota; Fungi; Basidiomycota; Tremellomycetes; Trichosporonales; Trichosporonaceae. Bases 1 to 783 code for a protein of 260 amino acids. The transcript is spliced from 5 exons. The record is from RefSeq and is a predicted model, not a curated record. Gene Ontology annotation, molecular function: hydrolase activity.